Dictyostelium discoideum AX4 is the source of this 1551-nucleotide messenger RNA. RefSeq lists its product as hypothetical. NCBI's taxonomy places the organism in Eukaryota, Evosea, Eumycetozoa, Dictyosteliales, Dictyosteliaceae. The record is from RefSeq and is a predicted model, not a curated record. Gene Ontology annotation, molecular function: ATP binding; protein serine/threonine kinase activity; protein kinase activity. The coding region runs from base 1 to 1551 and encodes 516 amino acids. The transcript has 3 exons.
AUGUACAUAUAUAUCAAUAAUGAAAUCGAAGAAUUAAUUGAAUGUGCUAAAAAAAUUCCAAUUCUUAAUAAUAAUGAAAAUGGUAAUGAUCAUAAUAAAAGUAUAUCAAAAUUAAUUACAAUUUUUAAAAGUAAACAAAGAUCAAGAUCUUCAUCAUUUUCUCUUGACACAUUAAAUUUUAAUUUAAGUUCAUCAAGUUCAAAUAGUAUUGAAAUUGAUGAUGAAAAUCCAUAUAACACAAAUAAUAAUAAUAAUAGUAAUAAUAAUAAUAAUAAUAAUAAUAAUAAUUGUAAUAAUAGUAAUAAUAGUAAUAAUAAUAAAAAUAUUAAUAGUUUAGAUAAUAUAGAUAUAAAUAAUAAUAAUAAAAAUAAUUUUAAUGAUUGUUCAUCAUAUUCAUCAUUUUCAUCAUCAGAAUGUUUAUCAGAUAUUGGUAAUAGUUGUAUUGAUUCAUUGGAAUUGUUUAGAUUAUCUGAUGAUAUUGAAGAAGAGAGUGAAAUGAUAUUUAAUCAAGUUGGACCAGAUAGAUAUAAUGAUUUGGCAAAUAUUUUUUCAAAAUCUCAUAAAAAUUUAACAAUACUUUUAAAAGAUAUAAAUAGAGAUACAUUGGAUUGUUCUGAAUGUAUCGAUGGGUCAUUAUCUGAUAAUGAAUGGGAGAAAUGUUUAUGUUGUGGUGAUAUUCAUAGUUUGGGUGAUUACAAACAUGUUGAGUGUAUUGGAAAAGGUGGUUAUGGUGUAGUAUGUAAAUUUAUAAAUAAAAAAACCAAUGAAAUUCGUGCAAUUAAAACAAUAAGAAAAGAUUAUAGUGCAUUAAAAGAAAUUAAUACGUUAAAAGAAUUGGGUGGCCAAUUUACUGUAAAUAUAUUUCACACUUUCUUAUCACCUUGCAAAGAGAAGGUGUUGAUUGAAAUGGAGUAUUUAUCCGGUGGCGAUUGUGCCUUCCAUUUAAAUGAUGUUGGUGUUGGCUUCCCGGAAGAAUUAGCAAAACAAUAUACUGCUGAAACUGUUCUGUGUUUAGAUUUUAUUCAUGAAAAAUCAAUAAUACAUUGUGAUAUUAAACCUAAUAAUAUGGUAAUCGAUAGUGAUGGUCAUAUAAAAUUAUUAGAUUUUGGAAAUGCAAAAAAAUUUAAUCAAAAAAAGCCAACUUCAAAUGAUGGUAUACUUGGAUCACCAAGAUAUAUUUCACCAGAAGUUUUAUUAUUUGAACCACAAAGUCCUGCUGUUGAUUAUUGGUCAUUGGGAAUAGUAAUGUUUGAAUUGAUAACUGGAACAACACCAUUUAUCGGUGAAACACCUGAAGAAAUUUUUGAAAGUAUAUUAUCAAGAAACACUGAAUGCAUUGAAAUUCAAAAAGAUGCUAAAGAUUUAAUUAUAAAAUUAUUAGAUCCAAAUCCUUCAACUAGAAUUGGUUCAAAGGAUAUUAAAAAUCACCCAUACUUUAAUGGUAUUAAUUGGGAUACAAUUAAAACAUCCCAACCAAUUUGGAAACCAAACUCAUCAAAUAAUUUUAUUACAAGUAUUAAUGGUUGUUGUAAAUUAAUUAAUUCAUUUUAA